This is a messenger RNA of Lachancea thermotolerans CBS 6340, 1725 nucleotides long. It is a transcript of the gene NRD1, whose product is annotated as Nrd1 complex RNA-binding subunit. Bases 1 to 1725 code for a protein of 574 amino acids. Gene Ontology annotation, molecular function: RNA binding. The transcript has a single exon. Gene Ontology annotation, cellular component: nucleus. The record is from RefSeq and is a predicted model, not a curated record. Lineage: Eukaryota; Fungi; Ascomycota; Saccharomycetes; Saccharomycetales; Saccharomycetaceae.
AUGCAAGACGAACAUGACGAAUUUGUAGCUACCUUAGAAUCGUUCAAAGAUUUGAAGUCUGGAAUUUCGGGGUCUCGUAUCAAGAAACUGACCUCGUACGCGCUUGACCAUGUGAGUGAAGAGCCCAAGCUGAUGCAGCUGGUGAUAGACUACUCCAAGAGUAGCCCCGACACUCACAAACUAGGGUCCUUGUACAUCAUAGAUUCAAUCGGUAGAGCGUACCUCGAGCAGGCGCGGGCUCGCGAUGAUUACAUUAAAGCGAGCGCUAAGGAGGGCUCUUGUGCUCAUGGAGUGUAUACUCUGGGCGAGGCUAUCCAGGAGCUGCUCAGCGACGCCAUUAGCAAGAGCAACAGCGACCACAAGGACAAAAUUCGUACUUUGAUCGAUAUCUGGGACAGAAGCGGCUUGUUCCAGAAGGGUUACUUGAACGCCGUAAGAGCCAGAUGGUUUUCUAUGGGCGACAAUCCCUCUGGCGCCCCACCGGGCUCAAGCAACCAGCCUGUCUUGUCCCAGGACCCUGCUACGAGAUGCGUCGAAAUUCUUCAAAACUUGCGUCCAGCCGCGAACGUGCCACAGGUUGCAGUUCCUGCAGAUCUUAUUUCAACCGACGUUGCAGCGCAGCAGUCCGCCCUCUUUCGUCUUUUAUCGGAUCUUCAGCAGCAUCAAGCGGCUUUCAGGGCGCCUCCCCCACAGCAAGUUGCACCUGCCCGUCAAAAUCAUGUCGUUGAGAGCAACAUCCAGCAGCCUGCUCAGGCCAGCAGACAGGACAGACGUGAGCGUUACAGCACUUCUUCGAGGCGGGCUAGGUCUCGCAGUCCCCCAAGAAGGGAAAACCACAGAUCCUCUGAAGGCCCUAAUGCGUCAAACAACCAUCACCUUUACCCUGGGGAAGAGAAUGUUCCAAGUAACAACCACUUUAGGCCAAAACCCGUAUCUGUAGACCCCACCAUUCCACCAGAACACAUCAAAGUUUUUAGUCGUACUUUGUUUGUUGGUGGUGUGCCGCCUUCCAUGAAGGAGUAUGACAUUGCUCACGUCUUGAGGCCAUAUGGUGAGGUGCAAAGCGUCAUCUUGAACAGCUCUAGGAAGCACGCCUUUGUCAAGGUCUACUCUAGACAGGAGGCCGAGAACGUCCUCAACAACUUCAACAAAGACGGAUCAUCCCCGCUGAGAACUCGGUGGGGUGUAGGGUUUGGUCCUAGAGACUGCUGUGAUUAUCAACACGGAUACAGUGUAAUUCCUCUCCACAGGCUCACAGACGCCGACAAGAAGUGGACCACAAGCGCAGAGUGGGGUGGCACUGGUGGCCAACCACUUCAACCAUACAUGGCUUUUGAAGAGCCCGACAUUGUUGUGGGCGAAGGUGUCUCAUCCAAGGCUAUAUCUCAAAAGAUGCCUACAGACAGUGGCAGGAACGGUCCAAAGUCUGGGAAGCCAGUCAGAAACCCACCCUUCAGACAAUCUCCUGGCCAAAACCAGUUUUACGGGCAAAUGGCUACAGCGCCCAUUCCAGCCCCGAUCCAGGCUCCCAAUCAAUACCCACCUGCUGGUUAUGGUGCCUCCCCUCCUAUACAGUCAUACGGCAUGCAACCUGCGAUGGCUGUACAGCCGGUACCCGCAAUGUACGGGGGCAUGCAACAGCAGGCUGCGCCGCCUCAGCAGUCCCAGUUUGAUCCUACUGCCCAGCUAAACUCUCUGAUGAGUAUGCUCAACCAGCAGAAGUAG